CAGGAUAGUGAGUGAGAUAGAAAUUUUACUUAAUACUUAAUGUCGAGUCAAGUUUAGUGUGUUCGGUGUUGUAAAAACUAGUUUAUUUAUUAAUUGUGCUUCCGUCUUUAUUUAUAUUUAAAAAUUGUAACUAGAUAAUCUAAUAAGUGUUUUAUUUAAUAUUCUUAUUUUAUUAAUGUCCUUAAACGCACUCGUACAUAAAACAGAAGUUUCUAUUUUGUCAAACACAUUGUAAUUGAAAUCCUUCAAAGCAUUAUUAACUAAAAGUAUACUGAAGUAUAAACAAAACACAAUAAUAAUAAAGAAGAAAUAGUAUAAAUAAAAGGACCAAUAUUUUAAGAAUAAUCACCAUAAAUAUUUACUUAUUAUUUCAAAAAUGAGUUCUAAUAAUGCGAAAGCAUUAUUUGCGUGCUCACGGUGUUUCGGGAGGCAUCCCUUUGAAGAAUUAUCUCCUGGGCAACAGCUGUGCAAGGAAUGUCGUGGUUCGUAUCCUGUGGUUAAGUGUACCUAUUGCAGAUCAGAAUUCCAACAAACAGUAAAAGGUAACACUUGUACUAUUUGCAAAAAGUGCGAGCAAAAUGUCAAGGCUUAUGGCAAGCCAUCAGCUUGCGAGUACUGUAACACCAUCGCGGCGUUCAUUGGCAGCAAAUGCCAAAGAUGUACUAACUCGGAAAAACGCUACGGUCCACCUGUUACUUGCGAGCAAUGCAAACAAAAGUGUGCUUUUGAUAGACAAGAUGAAGAUAAGAAGGUUGAUGGUAAAUUACUAUGCUGGCUAUGUACGCUGUCGUAUAAAAGAGCGUUGGCGAAAACAAAACAGUCUGACGCUGACCGAAGAGCUCAUUUGAAACUUGCACAUGAUCGUGCUUCUAAGCACAAGGAACAAAAAUUAAAAGGACACAAUAAGCGACCGCAUCGUGUUGAUGUAACGAAGCUCCCACCUCAACCGGAGCCUGCAGAAGCAAACGGACCAACUCCAUUAAAAGUUGCGAGAAUGGUCGGAGUUCAUGAUCCUCAUGAUCCCAACAGCUCUGACCAUGUCGUCGCUGUAACGCAGCUCAAAGAAAAAAUAGCUCACUUACAAAAACAAUUAUCGCAAAAAGAUAAUCAAUUACUUACCAAGGAUAGACAAAUUACCGAUUUAAAAGCUAAAAAUUUUACCUCAGAAACUGAACUGCGCAACAAAAUGAAGCUGACUGAAAAAGAGUACGAAAAUAAGGUAGCGACGAUGCAGUCUAAGAUUUCUUCUCUUUUGAAGGAGGUUGCUACCUUGUCCAAGAGUACAAAACGUGCUGACCGGUUAGCUGCUACGAAAAAUGAAGCUAGUACCAAUAGUGGAAGUGGUACAGACAGUCCAAUACCUUGAUAAGACAUUCGAUUAGAUGAGACGAUGUUAAAUGUCCAACUUUUAAAUAUAAAUAGCUAAUUUUUUCCAAUUUAUAAAAUACGAAUAAAAACUGUAUUAUUUUUAUAAUUAUCAAUAAGAAAUUAUCCUCAAUAUUGCAUGAAUGUAAAUCAUUAUUUACAGUAUCGAGGAUUAGGAUUUAAAUAAUAAGUAUGAAAGCAAUUUAAAUGAUUGCUUCCCAUUUAAAUUUGUGUUGUAGAUGUUCGUUUAUAUUAACAGUUUUUCUCUAAAUUAUAUAUAAAAAAUAAAACGGUAAUUUGACAUAUAAAUUUAUAAGUGACGUGAAAA
Cotesia glomerata is the source of this 1693-nucleotide messenger RNA. Its product is annotated as protein FAM76A. The record is from RefSeq and is a predicted model, not a curated record. Lineage: Eukaryota; Metazoa; Arthropoda; Insecta; Hymenoptera; Braconidae. The coding region runs from base 377 to 1366 and encodes 329 amino acids. The transcript has 7 exons.